Calidris pugnax (ruff) is the source of this 3920-nucleotide messenger RNA. RefSeq names its product potassium channel, inwardly rectifying subfamily J, member 3 (gene KCNJ3). Gene Ontology annotation, cellular component: plasma membrane. The record is from RefSeq and is a predicted model, not a curated record. The coding region runs from base 1 to 585 and encodes 194 amino acids. The transcript has a single exon. NCBI's taxonomy places the organism in Eukaryota, Metazoa, Chordata, Aves, Charadriiformes, Scolopacidae. Gene Ontology annotation, molecular function: G-protein activated inward rectifier potassium channel activity. Gene Ontology annotation, biological process: potassium ion import across plasma membrane; regulation of monoatomic ion transmembrane transport.
AUGACGUGCCAAGCCAGGACAUCCUACACUGAGGAUGAGGUGCUCUGGGGUCAUCGGUUCUUCCCUGUCAUCUCCUUGGAAGAGGGGUUCUUCAAAGUUGAUUACUCCCAGUUCCACGCCACGUUUGAGGUGCCCACCCCACCCUACAGCGUGAAGGAGCAGGAGGAGAUGCUGCUCAUGUCCUCUCCCUUGAUAGCCCCCGCUGUGAGCAACAGCAAGGAAAGGAACAACUCAGUGGAGUGCCUGGAUGGGCUGGAUGAAGUUGGCACAAAACUGCCUUCAAAACUGCAGAAAAUAACCGGGAGGGAAGACUUCCCCAAAAAACUCCUCAGGAUGAGUUCCACCACCUCUGAGAAGGCCUACAGCAUGGGAGAUUUACCCAUGAAACUCCAGCGGAUCAGCUCGGUCCCGGGGAACUCAGAGGAGAAACUGGUGUCUAAGACCACCAAGAUGAUGUCGGAUCCCAUGAGCCAGUCGGUGGCCGACCUCCCUCCCAAGCUGCAGAAGCUGUCGGGGGGUGGUGGCCGGAUGGAAGGCAACCUUCCCCCCAAACUGCGAAAAAUGAAUUCGGAUCGUUUCACAUAACCCGGCGGGGCCUGGAGCUGCCGAGUCGAGCUUGAACUUCUGCUGGUGAGGAGCAGGGUGGGCCAGGAGAGUGGACACCCCCCCAGCUCCCUGACCAGCCCGAGGUGUCCUGAACUCUGUGUGGUCCCCUGUAGAGCAUCCCCAGGGGAUGUUCCUACUGUAAGUAGGAACCCGGGGACGACGGGGCGAGCGGAUGUUCGUUGGCAUGUAGUUAUCACAACGCGCAUGCAAUAAUAGUGUGCAAUUUUUGCAUAUAGUUUUACGGCAUGACUCCUAUUAUAUUUAUACUGUAUAUUCUCCAAAAAAAAAAAAAAAAAAUACGGGAAGGGGCGUUCCUUUCCCCUGUAUUUCUUAAAGAGUAAGUGGUAGGUAAAACAUGCGAGUGGGUAACUUUCAGGGUAAGUUAUAAUUUGAUUUGAAAAUGGUUUGGUUUGGUUUUUUUUUUUUUUCUGAUGUGGAUUGUGAUGUUUUGUUCAACAAAGUAGUUAUGGUGCAUGGCAUUUUUCUUAAAAGAAAGGUGUAUUAGUUGAUUCCUCACACCAAAUCUGCUAGCCUUAAAUGAACCGCUGGUUUCUAUUUUGCUUUAACGUUUUCUUGGGGUUUCUUUUCCUGCGUCUAGGCUACCCAAAAAGAGUUCAAAUGUAUUUCAUAAGGCAUUGUUUAGAGGAGAAACUUGUACUAAUAAGCCUAGGCAAAGCACUCAAUAAAUGAGUAAAACUCACAAUUUAGAUACAAUUAGUAAAGAUUUUUUUAAAAUCUUCGUGAUUUAUAAUAUAUGUGCAAGAAACCCAUUUUAAGCAAGCAGGACAAGCUUGAUUUCUCCUGUUGGCAGAAUAACUAAACGUGAAAAGAGCUGAAUGUCUCCACGAAGCCAAGCAGGGGUUAACUCUGGAUGAACUGCACCCCAAAGGCUGAGUUAGUUCCCCCUGAGUCCCGCAGUGCCCACGUUUCUCUCCCUGGGUUUUGCCAGCUGGUGGUGAUGCCAGGGAUGGUCCCAAGCCUGGGCAGGCACGUUGCUGCCUUGCGCCUUACUGCUUUCUCUGUGGUGAAAAUGAUGUUUAAACAUGUUCUUAACUGAAGUUGACCCUGUGGGUUUCAAAAUGAGUAAUACUUUGUAUAAAUGUUUGGUUGGAUGUCCUUCCGCCCUUGUGUUUGGGUUUCCUCUUCCACCUUGUUUCGCCCUGGGAGGGGUUUGAGCUGGGAGGGCUGGGGUGCGGGUGUCCCCAUCACUGUGGUUUUCACUGCUGGAGCACCCCAAAAUGUGGGAGGUCAGCUGUUGUGGUGCCUGAGGACACCCGUGGUCCAUGGUCUGGGUUGCGGGUUCAAGUCAUGAUUGCUUCCCAGGGGCUUCUUCAUGGAGGAGAAGGUCUGGGUGAGAUGGAGCGAUGGGCAACACGGAUGGGGAGGUGGGUAUGAAACCCACCACCACCAGCAGGUAGGAGAGGGCUCUGUGUGACACCCUGGAGACCAAAGCCAGGGGGCAUGGCCAGACGUGGAGCAGGAGGUGUCCCAUGGCUCCAGUGGUGGCCAGAUACUUCUGACACACAGGCUCUGGACCAUCCUGCACCGAUGCUGAUGCUUGCUGCAUAACAGGUAACAACAGAUCUGAUGAUCUUUGAGGAAAAAUAAUUGUUUUUGUUCCAAAUGUUGGCAUGGAGUAAGAGCUUGGAAGCUCAGCUUGGCUGAGGGUUGGCUCGGACACGGCUGGGCUCAGGGCUUUCCCUGGAAUUGCAGUGUGCGACCCAUCGGUUGUACCCCCAAGGACUUUAUACUUGACUUCCAAAGUUUCUUUUCAUCGUUGAUCAUGGGGUUUGGGUGGCACUGCAUGCUUUUUACACCUCCGCCUGGACUGCAAGUCUCUGCUCGUUGCUGUGGAAGGGCAGGGCGUGCUGAUGUUGUCCUCUCCACGCGUGGUGAGCAGAUUGCUGAUGCAGCAAGGUGAAACCCGGACUUUUGCCCGCAUUUGCUAACACUUCCUCAGGUUGCCUUGUAAAAUACCGCUGAUUUUUGUACCACUCUUCUACCAGUCCUUGACUGACAGCAGAAAUAGCCAUGUGCAAUUGCCAUGUGUCAAGAGUAAAACCACCACCGAGACCAACCCAGAGACCCAAGAACAUUAAUUAGCAUGGUGAGAUGGUUUAGAAGACAGGGUCUCCAGCAGCUCUCCUCAAACCCCCCUUUGGUUUAUCCAUGGUGGAUGGAGGACCACUGAGAUGCUGCCGGAGCUUGACCCAUUGUCCCACUCGGUGACACUGCUCUGGUGUCCCCAUUUUUGUGGCUCAGGUACCAAAAAGUGCAGCUUUGAGCUGGUAUCUCCAUCCCGGGACAUCAAGGUCCCACCUGGUGGCUGCCCAUUUUUGCCCAGGUCUCCCACCAGCUGCGGGGGUGGCUCAUGGUCCAGUUGACAUUUCUUUAUGGAAAAGUAGAUGUGACGUGUCCCCAGACUGGGAGCAAUGGUAUUUCACCAGCUGUGCCCUGUGGCCACCAGCAUCUUCCCACCUAUGGGGUGACCCCAGGUCCUGGCUUCAGGAGGGCCAAGGGGCGGUUUUCUUUGGGAAACUAUGGGUGAAUCUGUGUACGAGACUGAACUAAUUAGCAGUGUGGAUGUGUUCUACAAAUUGAACUUAAAAUAGGUGACAGGGAGAAGUGUCAUAGCUGUAAAAUAUAUUGUCAACCUGAGUGGCUGCAGCCUCCUCAGUAGCCUCUAUAAACCCAUCCUAAAGUAUGUGAAAGUGUCCUCACUUUUAUUUAAGUUAAUGCCAUAGAAAAUACUAAGUUAUGAUUAUCUGAGAAGCUUUAUUUUAUUUUAUUUUAUUUUUUUAAAUCAAAAUCUGCGUACGUGUCUGUCAUUAACCAGAGUGAAAGUACAGGCACGGAUGGUAACUUUCUUUAGUGACUCAUUUUAGGAAGUUAUUUCUGGUUACUCUUUCAUUUUUUAUUGGUGUGGUUGGUGUGGCCACUUUUUUUUUUAUUUUUUAUUUUCUCCUAAUUAACAUUUUAGCCCAGCCCUAACGCUUAUGCUAAGAAGAAGUGAACUGUUUGAUUGCACAGCCGGUCUGUGUUCUCUACUGCUGAAUUAAUGCUUGAAUUAUAUUGUAAAUUGUACAUAUUCAGAUUAGAACAAACUAAAAGCAUUUUCUGGCAUGCAGUCUAUAACUGUAUAAAUGUACAAGUUUAUUUGGAUUAUACAGAAUAACAAACUCUUGUAUUCAUUAAUACUGCAAGCUCAGUUUUAUCUAAAGCUCUAUUAAACUUUCAAAAAUUGUUCGGUUUAAAGCUGUUUGUCUUUUCUCCGGUCCACUUUUCAGUACUUUAAUAAAUGGCGAUGUCUUUAA